Lampris incognitus (smalleye Pacific opah) is the source of this 753-nucleotide messenger RNA. RefSeq names its product 14-3-3 protein gamma-2-like. Gene Ontology annotation, cellular component: cytoplasm. Gene Ontology annotation, biological process: signal transduction. The record is from RefSeq and is a predicted model, not a curated record. Lineage: Eukaryota; Metazoa; Chordata; Actinopteri; Lampriformes; Lampridae. Gene Ontology annotation, molecular function: protein kinase C binding. The transcript has a single exon. Bases 1 to 753 code for a protein of 250 amino acids.
AUGGUGGACCGCAAGGAGCUCGUACAGAAAGCAAAGCUCGCCGAACAUGCGGAGAGAUACGAUGACAUGGCAGCUGCCAUGAAAUCGGUGACUGAGCUGAACGAGGCGCUGUCCAAACAGGAGAGAGUCCUGCUCUCAGUGGCCUACCAGCAUGUAGCGAGGAAGAGGCGCUCAUCCUGGCGCUUCGUCUCCAGCAUCAAGCCGAGAACCAGGACCGGCGGCGGCAACGAGAAGAAGAUCCACAUGGUGCGGGCCUACCGGGAACAGAUCGAGAAGGAGCUGGAGGCCGUUUGCCAGGACGUCCUCCACCUCCUCGACAACUUCCUCAUCCGGAACUGCAACGAGACGCAGCACGAGAGCAAGGUGUUCUACCUUAAGAUGAGGGGCGACUACUACCGUUACCUGGCCGAGGUGGCCACGGGGGAGAAGCGGGCCACCGUUAUGGAGGCCUCCGAAAAGUCCUACAGCGAGGCCCACGACAUCAGCGUGGAGCACAUGCAGCCCACUCACCCCGUCCGCCUGGCGCUGGCUCUCAGCUACUCCGUCUUCUGCUUCGACACGAAGAACGCCCCCAAGCAGGCCUGCCACCUGGCCAAGGCCGCCGUCAACGACGCCUUGGCCGAGCGCGUCGCCCUCAACGGCGAGUCCUCUCUCUUCGUAAGCCUGCUACGAGGCAACGCGGCGCGGUGGACGGGAGUCCCGCAAGACGACGAGGGGGCAGGGGGGCAACAGUUGAACAGUCCCGAAAUUUAG